AUGGAGAAGAUCCUCACAAUUCUUCAAGAUGCGGAAUCGAACAAGAUUGAGCCACAAGAGAGCCAUGAAGACAAUGAGGAUUCGCCCGGACCCAAAGGAAAUAUUUUGCAAAAAGAAUAUCAUGCAUUUCUAGGUCUUAAAGUCGUUGAUUAUGACGUCCUUCGCUUUCUUAAUGAUGCAGAAGUCGUGAAGAAAGACCAAUCAUUCGAAAACAUAAAACCAGAAACAUGUGAAGUCAUCCUUAAGCAUUACGCUGAAAAUCUACGUCAGGCAUUGAUAGGGUCGAAAGAUAGCCCGAGUUUAGCCUCGAUUGGCGAUGCAUUUCUUCAGAGCCCCGUGAAGCUCCAAAAUCAACUUAGGCCUCGUUUGAAAGCUAAGGCAAUGCAGAGCUUCUCGGACUUUGAAAAAAUUCAGCAAGCCCCCAAGCUAACUUUUGACUUCCAAGACAUAAACCUACCGAAUCCAUUUAGAGGACGGGAAAAGCAUCCAAUGCAGCUCCGGAAAGGACUCAGUUUGAAGCGACGCCCAAAUAAUUUACUUUGUUUUUUAUUAGAUGACGAAAAAGUUCUAGCAACUUUUCUCAGGAAGUUAAAGAGCUCUUUGAAACCGGCACUCAUUUUGAACUUCAUGAAAUGCCAGUCUCUUGAAGGAAACGCAGCUUUCAAAAUUCUCCUAACAAAGCAUUUAAAAGAUCCCGAUAGCGUGUUUUUUAGGUCUAAUCCUUUAGACUCCUUGGGCGGGGUUCCACUCGACCAUUUGGAAAGUGAGUUAACAGUUCUUAAAGCAAUCGUGGCCCAUAAAAGUAACAUUCUACUGCGGCUCAAUUCGUUUGGAAUCUACCAGAGCAGUGUCCCCGAUAUCGACUUGAAGAGAGUCAAAACAUCUGAAGACAUAGUUAUGACAUUGGCUAGAUCAUUCGACCGAUACUUUGGUGCCUGUUAUAGACUAGAUGCGAGAAGCUGCGACGCAUGGGUCGCAGGCCUUUUGAAGUUUUAUCACGACAACUGGAACAGAAAGGAGAUCUUUGAGGCUUACUUCUUGGAAGGCAUUAACGAAUUUAGGGAUCUGUUAACACGCGCAACUUUAAGAUCGCUUCUGGCAAGAUGGUCCUCUGCAAAAGAAGGAAACACAGGAGAGCUACUUACCGUCAAAGCUUACUAUCCUCCUGAAUAA
Candidozyma haemuli is the source of this 1173-nucleotide messenger RNA. RefSeq lists its product as uncharacterized. The transcript has a single exon. The coding region runs from base 1 to 1173 and encodes 390 amino acids. The record is from RefSeq and is a predicted model, not a curated record. NCBI's taxonomy places the organism in Eukaryota, Fungi, Ascomycota, Pichiomycetes, Serinales, Metschnikowiaceae.